Molecule: messenger RNA, 1179 nt
Organism: Salvelinus namaycush (lake trout)
Lineage: Eukaryota; Metazoa; Chordata; Actinopteri; Salmoniformes; Salmonidae
Gene: gstr
Product: glutathione S-transferase rho
Exons: 6
Coding region: 123-803 (226 amino acids)
Source: RefSeq, a predicted model, not a curated record
AGUUGAUACUAACAAAUCGUUAUAUAACUGCAGAACAACGGUCUUUCACUAACCGUUUUCUUUAGCAACUCAUACAAGCCGACUUUUACGUCUUGCACCUUUUUGCGGUCGAGUCUACAAUCAUGGCCAAGGACAUGACACUUCUCUGGGGCUCCGGCUCUCCUCCGUGCUGGCGUGUCAUGAUCGCUCUGGAGGAAAAGCAACUGCAGGGAUACGAUCAGAAACUUCUGUCCUUCGAGAAAGCAGAGCACAAGUCUAAAGAAGUCCUGGACAUCAAUCCCAGAGGACAGCUCCCUGCGUUCAAACACGGAGACAACAUACUCAACGAGUCAUAUGCAGCAUGCAUGUACCUGGAGAGCCGAUUCAGGUCCCAGGGACCCCAGUUGAUUCCUGAGGGCCAAGUAGAGCAGGCCCUGAUGUACCAGCGCAUGUUUGAGAUCCUCAACCUCAGUGACAAACUCAGUAACGUCAUCUACUACAACUACCGUGUCCCCGAGGGGGAGAGACAUGACUCGGCUAUCAAGAGGAACAAGGAGAACCUGGCCACUGAAAUCAAGCUGUGGGAGGGAUACUUUCAGAAGAUGGCGGUGGGUUCUUACCUGGCAGGAAAAGCCUUCUCAUUGGCUGACGUUAUUGUCUUCCCUGUGAUUGCCUACGCCUUCCGCUUUGGGCUGUCUACGGAGCGUUACCCCAAACUGGGAGCAUACUACAAUAUGAUGAAGGACAGACCCAGUGUUAAAGCUACCUGGCCCCCACACUGGCUGGAAAACCCUCAGGGAGGGGACGCUCUCAAGGAGUUCUGAGACUCACAGGAACACACAACACAUCUUAAGGAUGUUUAAUAGGCACUUCCUCUAUAUCACUGUUGUAACCGCGGGAAACACAUGUUGCUUUUAAAUGCAGGUUUCCUCAGAUGCUAAUCAGUCAAGUAGUUUUGCACCAAGUGAACACCAAUUUUCUUUGCCUUGCCUUUCUGGGGGUUUUGUAACAAAUGUUUAUUUUUUAUUUUUUAUAUAUAUAUAUAUAUAUAAGUAGGGGAACUGAAACAUUAAUCACAAAGUGUGUUUUUACGAACAUGACUUUAUAAUAACAGUAUGUCCUCCAUAUAAUUUCUGUAUUUUGUGUACAGACCCACAUACCUGGUGUAGAAUUAAUAAAAAAUCAUACCAAACACUGCUA